Molecule: messenger RNA, 1416 nt
Organism: Didymodactylos carnosus
Lineage: Eukaryota; Metazoa; Rotifera; Eurotatoria; Philodinida; Philodinidae
Source: the annotation of a GenBank genome assembly
AUGUUGAUAUUAACGACGACGUCAGUACUAAAUACACAAGGUUUUCGAACGAUUGAAGAUUGUUUUUAUGAAAAAUUACUUGGUACUUCGUUACAAGGUCAUAACUAUAUGCACGAACGAUGGCGUGAUGAAUAUGAUUGUUUUUAUAAAUGUUUACAUCAGUCAAACUCAAAUUAUAUGUGUAAAUCAUUUGAGUAUUGGUUUGGAAAUGAUAAAACGAGUUUGUGUGUACAAGCAAACAUUAGUAUUACGGAAUCAACACAAUUAAUGGAAAAAAAUUCAUUUGUUAAUUAUUAUGAAAUUAAUUGUUUAAAAGAUAUUAAAGCUGUUCGUCCCGUAUCAAUCUUAUGUCCCGGUGAUCAAUUGGAAUUAACUGUUGCUUUAAACGGUAUUGAUGCAAAUUAUCUUUAUCUUGGUGAUAUUUGUAAACCAUCAUGGAGUAAUCAAUCACAUGCAUUUUUCUCAACAAAUAUUGAUCAUUGUUCAUUGAUUUUAACCAAGAGUGAAAUUCGUGGUAAAUUAUGUUGGGAUUCUGUUUAUGAUCAAACAACAACUAAAAAAUAUGAACGAUAUUUUACAUGUUCAUCAGAUAUUCAUCGAAUUCGAACUUACUCUUCAACAUCAUCAUCUUUUAUUCAUACCACAACGCCAAUAUUUUCUAAUGGCAACGAUAGAGAAUUUUCACCAUCAAGCAAAAUAUCUUUAUUAACAGCAAUUAAAAAUCAUUCUCAUCAAUGUAAAAUAUCAUGUACAAUUUCUAUAUUUUCUUCACUCCACGUAAUAAUCGAAGCAGAUUAUAUUUCAUCUCAAUCUGAUGAAAUUUUAAAUGAAAAAUAUUCUGAUUAUCAUUUAUGGAUUGAAUCAUGUGAUCUAUUACCAUUAUCACCUUAUACAAACUAUAUCCAUCCUCAACGAUUGAUAUUCAGAAAUUGUCCAACUGAUCCAAAUCUAAUAUUUCUUGGUAAUAAUACGUUACAAUCGUUUUCAUUUAAUUUUAAUGUUAAUUCAAUUUUAAAAGAGUCUGUACUUGUCUAUAUUCAAUGUCAAAUAUUAUUAUAUGAUGAUACAUUAGUAAUUAAUGAUCAUUUUGAUAAAGUAAAUAAUGGUUGUACACAUCAUCUUUCACAUCGUUUAAAAUUAUUUUUAAAUCAUAAACAACAACAAUAUCAUCAUCGAUACGAUAUUAAUGAUCGAUUUUAUUCAUUUUAUAAUUUAACUAAAUCUCAUACAGAUAAAGUAAAAUAUAGUCAAAAAUUAAAAUUAUAUAAUUCUAGUCAUUUCUAUACAAGUCUAUUAUCAUCAAUGCCAACAGAUAGUACUAUGAUAUCUAUGAAUGGAGUAUCAUCGUUAUUCAUUAUACCGUCCAAUAUUGUUAUUCUAAUGUUUAUAUUCUGUACAAUUAUUAUAAAUGUCUAA